UCGUUCAUUCGCUUGUGGGCAUCUUCAUGAUGUCAUCGACUCUCAUUUAGUCGCCAUGGACGUUUUGGUGCCUUCCAUGGCCUCGCCACCAGAAGCUCUGCCUCCAAGCUCCACGGUAGAAGUGGGUCCCUCCUCCAGGUCUCCUGCGGUUCCUCCUCACUCUGCGGCAGUGGUGGCGCUCAUUGUGCUGGCAGUGUCUGUCAUCGUCAUGGCGACAGUGGUGGGAAACGUCCUAGUGGUGGUUGCCGUAUUGACCAGCCGCGCACUGAAGGCACCGCAAAACCUGUUCCUGGUGUCGCUGGCAUCAGCCGACAUCCUGGUGGCGACGCUGGUCAUCCCCUUUUCACUGGCCAAUGAGGUGAUGGGCUACUGGUACUUCGGCACCACCUGGUGUUCCUUCUACCUGGCUCUGGACGUCCUCUUCUGCACGUCGUCCAUCGUCCACCUCUGCGCCAUCAGCCUUGACCGCUACUGGUCAGUUACCAACGCCGUAAGUUACAACCGCCAGAGGACGCCUAAACGCAUCAAGGCCAUGAUCAGCGUGGUGUGGCUCAUCUCCGUCAUUAUCUCUUCUCCGCCGCUGCUCAUGUCGCAGAAGGACGAAGGGCGGGGUCUGCACGGUGAGGAGGAGUGUCUCCUGAACGACCAGACGUGGUACAUCCUGGUGUCCUGCCUCGUGUCCUUCUUCGUCCCCGGCGUCAUCAUGAUCCUGGUUUACUGUAAGAUCUACCGCGUGGCCAAGCAGCGAGCGUCCACCGUGUUCGUGGCCAAGAAUGUCCUGGAGCGGCAGCCGUCGCAGUCCGAGACCUGCUUCGUGGACCAAAGAAAAGGCGGGACCUCGCAGUUCGUGGCGGCGAGGUGUGGUUCCAGAGUAGAUGUGGGCGUGGGCGGAGACCUGGAUGACAUCGACUUGGAGGAGAAGGUCUGUGAGGACAGGAACCGGUCCUUUUCCUUCAGGAGGUCGAACAAGGACAAACCGGCCUCCGAGGCGUCAGCGAGCGAGCUGAAGCCGCCGCCCCCUCCGUCCUGCGCCUCCUUAUCGUGGGCGUCGUCAGACCAGUGCUCCGCCCACUUCCUGCUGCCGUCCCCGGUGCAGACGCGCAGCCGGAAGGCGUGUCUGUCGAGGACUAAAAUGGCGCAGCAGCGGGAGAAGCGGUUCACGCUGGUGCUGGCCGUGGUCAUGGGCGCCUUCGUGCUGUGCUGGUUCCCCUUCUUCUUCACCUACAGCCUGCAGGCGCUGUGCAGGGAAAAGUGCUCCGUCCCAGACUCGCUCUUCAACCUGUUCUUCUGGAUCGGAUACUGCAACAGUUGCCUCAACCCUCUCAUCUACACCGUCUUCAACCGCGACUUCAGGAGGGCUUUCAAGAAGAUUCUGUUCCUGACGCGCAGACGCUCCUGAGGUGUCGAACGCCGGCGCCAAGCGUGACUUUAACCCCAGUUUAAACCAGACGUUAAACGCCUCAUCAUUCAGCAUCAGGACUGAACCGUUAUUGACCUGUUCAGUCUGGUUCGAACCAGGAUUAAAACUGAAACAUAUUCUACAGAUGGUUGAUAUUAUCUGCUUUAUCAGUUGGUCUGAUUAAACUUCUG
Molecule: messenger RNA, 1590 nt
Organism: Sphaeramia orbicularis (orbiculate cardinalfish)
Lineage: Eukaryota; Metazoa; Chordata; Actinopteri; Kurtiformes; Apogonidae
Product: alpha-2Db adrenergic receptor-like
Exons: 2
Coding region: 56-1399 (447 amino acids)
Biological process (GO): regulation of vasoconstriction; G protein-coupled receptor signaling pathway; regulation of smooth muscle contraction
Cellular component (GO): plasma membrane
Molecular function (GO): alpha2-adrenergic receptor activity; epinephrine binding
Source: RefSeq, a predicted model, not a curated record